Molecule: messenger RNA, 2361 nt
Organism: Fraxinus pennsylvanica
Lineage: Eukaryota; Viridiplantae; Streptophyta; Magnoliopsida; Lamiales; Oleaceae
Source: the annotation of a GenBank genome assembly
AUGAUGCUUGUGUCCCCACCAUACCCGCCGUACUUUCCCGCCACCAGUUUAAUUCCCAGCCGCCACCCCCGGCGGAUUCCGGUGGUUCUUAAUUGCCGCCGCUCUGUCAUCGCGUCGUUUUCGGCCUCCACUUCCGAUAAUGUGGACGCUUUUACGAAGUACUCGGGGUAUCUUUUCGAGCUCAGCACGUCGGAAGCCGAGUCUUUAACUGAAUACAAUAUAUCGAGAAUCUCUGCAAUCUAUAAGAAGAAGCCUUUUGUUCUUCUCCGCCGCCUGUUCCAAAUUGGCACCACUUUUGGCAAAUGGUUUGCGCUCCGCUACUACGAUAGCCUCACCGAGCGUUCUGACCUGAUGUUCGAGGUUAGAGCUGCAGAAUUGAGAAAGAUAUUGGUACAACUUGGUCCGGCAUAUAUUAAAAUAGCUCAGGCUAUUUCAACUCGACCUGAUUUAAUACCACCUGCAUAUUUGGAUGAGCUUGCACUGUUGCAAGAUCAAAUAACACCAUUUUCCACUGAAGUUGCUUUUGAUACAAUAGAACAAGAACUUGGAUUACCAAUAGAUGCACUUUUCUCAGAGAUUUCACCUGAUCCUGUGGCAGCAGCAUCACUUGGACAGGUCUAUCAAGCUAGACUUCGUCCUAGUGGAAAGGUUGUUGCCGUCAAAGUGCAAAGGCCAGGAGUUAGAGCUGCAAUCUCGUUGGACAUAUUAAUUUUGCGCUACCUUGCAGUGCUGGUGAAGAAAGCAGGAAAAUUUAACACUGACCUUCAGGCAGUCGUCGAUGAAUGGGCCUCAAGUCUUUUUCGGGAGAUGGACUAUAAGAGCGAAGCAAACAACGGAGUCAAAUUUAAACAGCUAUAUGGUGGUAUACAAGAUGUUCUGGUUCCUGAGAUGUAUGUAGAGCAAACAACUCGCAAGAUUCUCAUCAUGCAAUGGGUGGAGGGUCAAAAACUUUCUGAAGUUAAGGAUCUUUAUAUGAUUGAGAUUGGAGUUUAUUGCUCAUUCAACCAACUUCUAGAGUACGGGUUCUAUCAUGCUGAUCCACAUCCUGGAAAUUUACUUCGUACAUAUGAUGGGAAACUAGCCUACAUAGACUUUGGCAUGAUGGGUGAGUUCAAACAAGAACUUCGUGACGGUUUCAUUGAAGCUUGUCUCCAUCUUGUAAACCGUGAUUAUGAUGCACUGGCCAAAGACUUUGUAACUCUUGGGCUUCUUCCACCAACAGCAGACAAGGAUGCUGUUACUAAGGCAUUAACAGGUGUCUUUCGAGAUGCUGUUGCCAGAGGAGUUAGCAACAUAAGUUUUGGGGACCUAUUGGGAAAUUUGGGAACCACUAUGUACAAAUUCAAAUUCAGAAUACCUUCUUAUUUCUCGCUUGUCAUCAGAAGCCUCGCGGUUCUAGAGGGAAUUGCCAUUACCUUUAACCCAAAUUACAAAGUUUUGGGUAGUACUUACCCAUGGAUUGCCAGAAAGGUGCUAACUGACACCUCACCAAGGCUGCAAUCUUCUUUGCGAAGUCUUCUUUACAAGGAUGGUAUGUUCAACAUUGAACGGUUAGAGUCACUCAUAACAGAGUCGCUACGUGCCAAGACAGAGAGAGCUUUGAUUAAGAAGCAAGUAGGGUCUGACAACUCCAGGAUGGUUAUCAAGCAAAUCCUUUUCUUCACUUUGGAUGAGAAGGGUGCAUUUGUGAGAGAAAUUCUUCUUGAAGAAUUUGCUAAGGGAUUGGAUGCACUUGGACUAGCAACCCUGGAUUCAGUAACACGUGCAAUGACGGCAAACAUACCCUUCACAGCUUCAGGUUCUUUCUCCUCCAUGACUAAUGAAGAUAUCACCAACCUGCAAAAUUUGCGUCGCCUCUUGGCAUUGAUAUCAGGAGUACAAGAGACUGGAACAUCUAACAUGGGGGAUCAAGGAGUCGGCUGUCCAUACAAAGAUCAGAGGCCACCCUCAAAUGGAGCAUCGCUGGUUCCUUACCAAUUUCAAUCUUUUCAAGAAAUAAUACCGCUCCUCUCCAUCGUUGCUGAGCUCCCACAAGAGACACAACAGCAAUUACUACGCCUGCCAGCUGAUCUGGCUGCUAAGUUAGUUUCCCGGACGACUCCCUAUUCAGCAGCAGGUUUAGAAAGACGUUAUUGUACUUCGAUCCCAGUCUCAAGAUUGGAGAGCUUAAAUCCAGAAACUGAGAAAAGUGAGGAUUUCAUACUGGAAUGCAUCUACAGUAUCACAUCAUUGGAGGACAACCAUGUGCUUGAAGCAUCAAAAGACCCUGGUGGUGCCACGGUUAUUGAAGCAUUUCUCAAUUCAAAUGCUUCGACUAAACAUAAGUGCAAGUUGGUUAUCAAGUGUCUGAGAAGUUCUUGA